AUGACUGCCACAAAAGCACUCAAGCCUGUAUUCAGCGAGGAGGCAGCAUCGCAGGAAUAUGCGGCAUCGUUAGAUGCAGCGGAUCCUCUGCGCGAAUUCCGCGAUCAGUUCAUUAUUCCCUCAAAGGCUAAUCUUGCAACUAAGAAGCUGGCCAAGCCAGGUCUUUCGUCAGAGCCUAGCACAUACUUCUGUGGCAACUCACUAGGCAUUCAGCCCAAGGCUGUAUCGAAGUAUAUGGAAGCCCAGCUGGACACUUGGGCGUCUAUUGGUGUCUGCGGGCACUUCACCACUCUCGAGGAUUCACCUCUAUCGCAAUGGCAAUUACUAGCCGAGCAGGCGGCAGCUUCGAUGUCUAAGAUUGUGGGUGCGCAGCCUGAAGAGGUUGCCGCUAUGGGCACAUUGACUAUGAACCUUCACCUAUUGCUUGCUAGUUUCUACAAGCCUACAGAGACAAAGCGCAAGAUUUUGAUGGACUGGAAGGCAUUCCCAUCCGAUCAUUAUGCAAUUGAAUCACACGUUGCUUGGCACGAUCUUGAUGCAAAAGAGAACAUGGUUCUCAUUGGUCCAGACGAGGGCCAAUACGAGAUUCAAACAGAGAAAAUUCUAUCAAUCAUUGACCAGCAUGCCGAAGAUGCAGCUUUGCUUCUUCUCCCCGGUAUUCAGUAUUAUACUGGACAGCUGUUUGACAUCCCUACAAUUACCAAGUACGCUCAAUCCAAGGGCCUAAUCGUAGGAUGGGAUCUGGCGCAUGCAUACGCAAAUGUUGACCUGAAGUUGCAUGACUGGAACGUCGACUUUGCAGCUUGGUGCACGUACAAGUACGGAAAUGCCGGGCCAGGGGCCAUGGGUGGACUUUUCGUCCACGAAAGACAUGGUCAGGUUGAUUACAGCGCUGGGCCCGAUACGCCUAAGUUCCGACACCGUUUGACAGGUUGGUAUGGUGGUGAUAGGUCUGUGCGGUUCAUGAUGGAUAACAAGUUCAAGCCCAUUCCUGGAGCGGGUGGAUUCCAGCUUUCCAACCCCUCCGUCAUAGAUCUGACCUGUCUUUGCGCGACAUUGUCUGUUUUCGACCAGACAUCCAUGGCAGAUCUACGUCAAAAGUCUAUCAAGUUGACUGCGUAUCUCGAAUACCUGCUUUUGAAGGAUACAGAUGAAGAAACACGUUUGUUCGAUAUCAUCACGCCGUCUGACCCCCAUGCGCGUGGAGCUCAGUUGAGUGUUUUGCUUAAGCCUGGCUUGCUGCAUAAGGUUUCCGAGCGCCUGCAAAAUGCAGGCAUUAUCUGUGACAAGCGAGAGCCUGGUGUUGUGCGUGUAGCGCCGACACCUUUGUAUAACACUUUCUCUGAGGUGUUUAAUUUUGUCGAGGAGUUCAAGGGUGCAUUGGCUUCUUCAUAG
Penicillium soppii is the source of this 1395-nucleotide messenger RNA. RefSeq names its product kynureninase. Gene Ontology annotation, biological process: NAD+ biosynthetic process. The coding region runs from base 1 to 1395 and encodes 464 amino acids. Gene Ontology annotation, molecular function: pyridoxal phosphate binding; kynureninase activity. Gene Ontology annotation, cellular component: cytoplasm. NCBI's taxonomy places the organism in Eukaryota, Fungi, Ascomycota, Eurotiomycetes, Eurotiales, Aspergillaceae. The record is from RefSeq and is a predicted model, not a curated record. The transcript has 4 exons.